UAUAAAUAUAAUAGUUCUGAUUUGCUAUGUAAUACAUAAUAUUUAUCACAAAACUGGUUAAUUAUAUUUCAUUUUUAAUAUUCUUACUUCGAUACUAUCAUUAUACCGCUUGAUUCAUCGAAACAUAAUUACAACCAUUGAUUAGUUUUAAUCAAUAAAUAAUUUAUAAUUAUAUAUAUACAUAGAAAUCAUUUCUCUUCGACAACUUAUAUCUACUGAUCAGCUGAUCUGUCAAAACAACAAAUCAGCUGGAUGGAUUUAAUGGCUUUUGUCCCCCAUUUUACGGAAGCGCCAAUUUUGGAGCACAUUCCAGUUACAGAGCAUAUCUGUGAACAACCGAAAGAAGAAGAUGAGAUAAUGGCUAUCAGAAAAGGAAAUCGGUUUUUGGAUAAGUUGAGUCGUUGGUUUAUGAGACAACGUGUUUUAUAUAAAAAGCAUCCUUUAACUCGCUGGUGUGUCAAAAGUACAACUGCAGUUAAUUAUGAAAUUUCGAGACAUCUCAAAUCACAUCCUUACAUGAUACAUCCUUUUAGUUCAUUGAGAAUUGUUUGGGAUUCAAUAAUGAUUAUAUUCACAUUUGUGGCUCUUCUGAUCACUCCAAUAAUCAUCACAUUUUAUUUUGAUGAUCUCUUUACCUAUUUUGUGAUUAACGAUAUAAUAAAUAUAGUAUUUUUAUGUGACAUUAUUAUGUGGUUCUUCACGGGUUAUUAUGAUUAUCAAACGAAGCUUACUGUUCUUGAUCCUAUGAUUGUAGCACGGAAAUAUUUGCAAAGUUAUUUCCUAAUAGAUUUUUUGCCCAUAUUACCCAUAGGAAUCUUCAUUUUUAUUAUACCUAACUCAGUAUGGUACUGUGCUACAUUAAAUAUGAUGAAAUUAUUAAGAAUUCGCAAUAUUCUUGCUUGUUCUAAAAGACUUCACGACGUAUACAGAAUAUAUUUUCAAUUGUAUAAAAUUUUGGAAACGUGCGUGGUUAUUAUAUUAUCUAUUCACUGGGCUGCUUGUCUAGAAUAUUAUGUUCCCCUAUCUGUAUAUGUUCUAGGCACUUUAAGUAAUGAGUCUUGGAUCAAUUCACCAUAUUUUCAAAACAGGGAAACAAGAGUAAAAAAAUAUGUAGUGUGCUUGCAUCGUUCGCUUAUUGCUUUUUCUCGUUCUUGCCAUUUUUUAGAUAUGAAAACGAAAGAAGAUAUUAUAUUAAAUAUGAUCUUAAUGAUAAUCGGAUGUAUUGGUGCCAUAUAUUUAUUAACGCAAUUCUCGCAAUUAAUAACAACGUUUCACAUAACAAUUAAACAUAAUUUGAAGCUAAUAGCACAGUUGUUAGAAUAUAUGCGAUACAAAGAGCUUCCAUCUGCUUUACAACUUCGUUUAUUAACAUUUUAUCAUUAUCGUAAUAAAAAAGUUUUCGAAAGAAAUCAGAAAAUCAUUGAGGAAGUUUCACCUUAUUUGCGGGAGGAAAUCAUUUUGCAUAAUUAUUUGAAAUUCGUUAAAAACGUAGAAUUAUUUAAGCAUCUACCAAAAAAUAUAAUAAUACAGUUAACAGGAGCGUUACAAUCCGAAAUCUAUAUAGCCGGUGAUGAAAUAGUUAAAGCUGGCACUCGUGGUGAAGCUUUAUAUUUCAUUUCUUCCGGAACAGUAGCGGUUUACAAUUCUGCAGGAAAAGAAAUUUGUCAUUUGGAAGAUGAAAGUUAUUUCGGUGAAAUCGCCUUGGUAAUGGAUACCGAGCAUAGAAUAGCAACUAUAAUUGCGGUGGAAACUUGUGAAAUAUAUGUGUUAUAUCGCCACGACUUCCGGAGAUUUAUAGCACCAUAUCCUGAUUUAUUAAACCGUUUGCAAAAUGUUGCUCUUGAAAAUUUGAAUCAAAGUGUUCUUAUAGAUCCAGAUUUAGAAAUCGAUUUCAUGCCGCAAUAUGUUAAUAUAAGUACUAUACAACUACCUAAUGUUAAUCCAACAGCAGAUCUAGUCAAUCUAGGAUCAAUAUUUUUCAUAUUGCAAGCAACACACUUCCUAAACAUUUCUUUUUUUGGUUGUUCUUCGAUUUUAUUCUUCUUCAAUAUAUUCACAUUCAAAUCCUUAAUAAACGGAAGCUUUAGAAGUAGAAUUAUGUUGAACAAGAGUAAAUAUGGCUGGCGCGACUCCACCUUCUGAACCAUCAAUAUGGGCUCUUUACAACCUAAAACUGGUCUAUAAUGUUUAUUUGCAUUCAUACAAUGGUUUUUAAAUUCUUGUUUACAAUAAUCACAAUAUUUUGUCGAUAAAACUUUAUUAGAAGAUUCCUUUAAUCUUACGUUCUUGAAGACAGAAUCAUCAACUUUAUCGGGAAGAGGUUGAUGUUCUAAAUUCUCUGCAUGAAGCUUCCUUGCUAUAGCAAAUUGAUCAUAACAAGCUGAUCGAUUCUGUAAUAAUGGUUUUGAAAGAUCUUCCUUGACUUCUUUUUUCCCGAAGCACUUUGGCACAUGUUUAUUUAAAGAAGAUAUUCUUAAAUUUCCCGAAAUAUAUCGUGGUUGACAACAUUCGUGGAAUUCGUUGCUUUCUGGAUGAACUAAUUUUCCCGGACAAUGAGUGCAACAUUUUUGAUUCUUCAUAUUUAUCAGUCUUCAUUUCUUUAUUUUUUGUAUACAAAUUAAAGUCCGUAAAAAAUACGAAUAGCUGUUAACUUUUUAACUCUAAUAGAUGAUAAAAAUAAUAAUAUUGGAAAAGGUUUAUUAUAAAUUUUAUAUUUAUGAUUAUAUGUUUAAUUUAACUCGAUAACGAUAAGAAUACUAUAUCCGAUCUUAAAAUUAACGAGAAUGAUUGUUUGCUUGACAACGGAAUAGCUCAAUAACCAAGAUAUAGUCAUACAUAAAGAAUCAAUUUUGGCUCAAAUAAUAUCAGAAUUAUAAAUAUCUUGGAAAUGAAUCUUUAAAUCGAAGAUAUUUUACAAUAAACAAAUUAUUCAACUAUUAUCUAAUUACGAUCUCUAGACAUGAAACUAUUUAACUAUUUUAAACUUAGAAUGUUUUAACAAUCUAACUAUAUCAAUCUAACUAUAUUCUUAGAAAUAAAGAUCGUAUAUUCAAAUUAUUUUUAUAUUCAAAUUACAAAGUAAAAUGUCUUGGAUUAUAAUAUAUAAUAAUAGCGUUCGGAAAACUUCCUGAUACUAUCUACAAUUUUUCAUAUUGUUAUAUCAUGAACAUGGAUGUAUUUGUAACAGAUUCAUUACACUUCGCAUCUCGAAUCACCAAUGAUGUUAAGAAAAUAUGAUGAACCGCUUUUAUAAUACAAUUUUCUUAGAAUUCAAUAUUAUUCAGAAUUACAGAUUUGGAAUUUUACCGUUUAUUUCCAAGUACAUCGAAUAUUACAUUUUUCAAAUAAAAUUAAUGAAGAUAAAGAUCUGCGAAUUUUUUUUUAUGUACAUUUUUUAAAUAAUAUUUAUUCAAAACUGAAGAAAUAAAAUUUAUAUCAUUGUUUGAAAAAAUUUGUUUUGAUUUUGUUAAUCUUGUUUUUUUUGAUUUUGCAGAUUUACAUAUUAUUUAUAGUUACAUAUUGAUCAUCUCAUUGGAACAAUGCCAUUCCCCUUCUACUGCGAAAACCUUGACAUAAAAUAUUAGAGCGCGUCUUUAAAUAUUUCUGAAUGCAUGGCAGUUGCACAUAAUAUGUAAAUCUUAAAUCAUUUCUUUUUACUAUUUCUUAUUAAAUCUUAUUAAAGUGACAAGUAAACAUACUAAUCAAAACUUAAUGAAAUAAAUAUUAAAUAUAUAAGGAAUUUAAUAGAUUUUGUAAAAGAAUAUUAAAUAAAGAUUUUGAAAAAGAAA
Apis cerana (Asiatic honeybee) is the source of this 3788-nucleotide messenger RNA. RefSeq names its product potassium/sodium hyperpolarization-activated cyclic nucleotide-gated channel 1. Lineage: Eukaryota; Metazoa; Arthropoda; Insecta; Hymenoptera; Apidae. The record is from RefSeq and is a predicted model, not a curated record. Gene Ontology annotation, molecular function: voltage-gated potassium channel activity. Gene Ontology annotation, cellular component: HCN channel complex. Gene Ontology annotation, biological process: regulation of membrane depolarization; potassium ion transmembrane transport; sodium ion transmembrane transport.